CCCAAACCAGGAUCAGCCCUACCUAUCAGGGCCCGCCGAGCCGAGGUUGAUUGAUUGCAGCAGCGCAACAGGGGCCGAACCAUCGGCGGACUGCUGAAGACUGGGCACCAGCAGCGAGGGAAUGUCAUUGACCCAACACCAACCAAACUUGGAACCUCCAACAUAUGCUCUGCAAUAGCAGAGCUCGGCAUCGAUUGAAGACACCAUGUUCGCAGCAACCGGACGAUGGUUCAGGCGCAACCGCACGCCCAUUGCCAUUGGCAUGGGCGUCGUCGGCGCCGGCUACGUCGCCACGAAUUAUGUCUUGGGCAAGUUACGCGACGCCCGGGAGCGUAUGAGUAGCGAUCGCAUCGCAAAGGAGAACCUGCGCCGCCGCUUCGAGCAAAACCAGGAGGACUGCACCUUUACUGUCCUCGCCCUCCUCCCGACUGCGACGACCAAUAUCCUCGAGGCCAUGAAUACGGAGAAGAUUACGUACGAAAUUCAGCAGAUGAAGGGCUCGGCCGUGGCUAGGACCCGUAGCAUUGGGUCGACUAGCCCACCCAGCAUGUCCGAAACGAACGCAACCGACGACGACGGCCGCAGCAUCAUCACCGUGAGCGCGCAAAGCGAGGCUGGCAUGCACACGACGCAAAUCUCGGUGGCGACACCGUCGUCUACCGCGGUUUCGGAGGGUGGCGCUGCCGAUGCGCCGCAGACGCUCAUGGUUCCGCAAAAGCCACGGAAGACCAAGAGGCAGCUCUGGGACGAGCUCACGAUCAGUUCGAUCACGAGAGCAUACACUCUCCUCUAUACCCUCAGCCUCCUUACAAUGCUCACAAGGAUACAACUUAACCUGCUUGGCCGACGUAGCUACCUCUCGAGCGUCGUCUCUCUCGCGACAGGCGGCAACGGCACCCCGGGCACCAUCAGCCUGGAGAACAACGACGACGACAGCGCCGACCAAGCCUACGGCACCGACUUCGACGUGAACCGCAAGUACCUGACAUUCAGCUGGUGGCUGCUCAACCGCGGCUGGGUCGACGUGAUGCAGCGCGUCGAGGGCGCCGUGCGCCAGGUCUAUGGCCACCUCAGCCCGCGCGACACGGUCACGCUCGACACCUUCGCCAAGCUCAGCCACGACGUGCGCCGCCUGAUCGAAGGAAAUGCCCCCUCAAAAGGAGCCGGAACUGCCUGGCUCCCCUACCUCCUCCCGCCGCCCGGGAUGGAGGAGUUCGUCCUGCGCGAGUCGGGCGUCCUCGACUCGGACCCCCUCGACGACGCCGCCCAAGGCAACCCCGCGCCGCCGGGCCCAUCCUCGCCCUCCUCGGCCGUCUCGCUCCGCCGGCUGCUCGACGAGACGGCGGACCUGAUCGAGUGCCCGCACUUCGCGCACGUGCACGCGCAGCUCCUGGACGCGGGCUUCUCGGCGCUGCUGGAGCAGAAGCUGGUGGCGGGGGUCUUCGACGGCGCGACGCUCGAGGCCGACCCGCUGGGCGGCGCGGGCGCCGCCGCCAGCCGCGCCGUGCUCCUGCCCAAGAUCCUCAGCGUGCUCACCCGCCAGGCCCACGCCGUCGGCCACGGCAUGCCCAACGAGUACCUGCAGGCCAUGGAGGCCGUGCCCGACCUCGAGGGCUUCGCCGCCGUCGUCUACUCGAGCAACUGGCAGGCCGAGAUCGUGCCGGACGACGGCGCCGCCGGUGACGUUCCCGCCAGCCCGGGGGGGUCGACCAAGAUCGGCGGGUCGUCGCUGGCCUCGCUGCCUGGGGCUAAGGCGGCGGUGCCCCCCAAGGGGCUGGAGGCGGGCGAGGCGAGCUUGGUUAUGGUGGAUAAGACGGAGGGGGAGGAUAAGGCGGACUUGUUUGAUAGUGUGUGGGAGAAGGCGAGUGCUUCCAAGUAAUCUCGGGUCGGUUGCGGGUAUUCUUUUAGACUUUACGACUUUUUAUAUGGGUGUGUAUUUAUAUAUCAUUUUCCGACCUCUAUCACGGUCAUGCUUCAGGCGGCUUGGGAGUCGGGGCUAAGAAUUGGUGGGCGGGCAACAAGACGGGCAUGAAUAAACGUACUUAAUGGGGGGUGUUGCUACGGGGCAGGGUUGGCAUACUGCGGAGGCGGUUUGAAUACAGCGAAGCUACUAGGACUCGGCCGGCCCUCGCUAGAGUCUAGGCGAUAUGCAGUGGUGUUCAUAGGAGAUAGGUCAAAGCUACGGUUAAGGCCGUUUGUUCGCUAUUGUGAU
Chaetomium fimeti is the source of this 2212-nucleotide messenger RNA. Its product is annotated as Peroxin-3. The record is from RefSeq and is a predicted model, not a curated record. Gene Ontology annotation, molecular function: protein-macromolecule adaptor activity. Bases 206 to 1879 code for a protein of 557 amino acids. The transcript has 3 exons. Gene Ontology annotation, biological process: protein import into peroxisome membrane. NCBI's taxonomy places the organism in Eukaryota, Fungi, Ascomycota, Sordariomycetes, Sordariales, Chaetomiaceae. Gene Ontology annotation, cellular component: peroxisomal membrane.